Molecule: messenger RNA, 3578 nt
Organism: Alnus glutinosa
Lineage: Eukaryota; Viridiplantae; Streptophyta; Magnoliopsida; Fagales; Betulaceae
Product: probably inactive leucine-rich repeat receptor-like protein kinase At3g28040
Exons: 2
Coding region: 404-3445 (1013 amino acids)
Biological process (GO): protein phosphorylation
Cellular component (GO): plasma membrane
Molecular function (GO): protein kinase activity; protein binding; ATP binding
Source: RefSeq, a predicted model, not a curated record
CAGCAAUCGACAAGGCAAAGGCCAUGUAUGCGUUGGGAAGAUGUCAGGUAGCGGAGCUUAUGUUGGGACCAACUGCCUUCUUUGUCUGGGCGUGUCACAGACUCAUUCAUGCAAAGAUGCACUUCACUUAACUUCACUUCACUUCCCCUUCUCUUUUCCCACUUUUGGGCGUUUCUUCAACGCAGUUUUUCUUCAGUUUUUUCUCUUUCUCUUCUCUAUUCUGACCGACCAUCAUUUUCGCUCACCCAGUCCGGCCAGCCUCUAAGAAUUAUCCCAUAUAUAUUUAGAUUUCCUUUUCCUUUUAAGUUACGGUUCCUCAGAGUAAGUAUGUUCUCCCGCCAUUGCCAGCGCGACCAGAGAAACUGAUCAGAGAGAAAGCGUUAGAAAAAACGUACGGCUACUAAUGAUGGCUUUUCUUGAAUGGGUUUGUUGUGUAGUAGUACUGCUUUCAGUGGCUUCUUUGCGUGGCUGCAUGGGGGGCGGUGAUGGCGUCCCUAUCCAACUAAACGACGAUGUUUUAGGCCUCAUCGUCUUCAAAUCAGACCUUCAAGACCCCUCUUCUUAUCUCGCCUCCUGGAACGAAGACGACGACUCCCCCUGCUCUUGGAAAUACAUUCACUGCAAUCCCGUCUCCGGCCGAGUUUCCGAGGUUUCGCUUGACGGUUUGGGCAUAACGGGAAGAAUUGGACGAGGGCUCGAGAAGUUGCAACACUUGAAGGUACUCUCACUGUCCCGUAACAAUUUUUCUGGUAGUAUUUCUCCCCAGCUCGCCCUUUCUUCUGGCCUCGAGAGGCUUAAUCUCAGUCAUAAUAGUCUUUCAGGCAGCAUUCCCAUUUCUCUUGUGAAUAUGAGUUCUUGUAGAUUUCUUGAUCUUUCGGAGAAUUCAUUCUCCGGCCCACUGCCUGAUAAUCUGUUUCAAGACUGUUUGUCCUUCCGGCACCUGUCGUUCGCAAGGAAUAUGCUCGAAGGGCCAAUUCCCAGUACGUUGUCUAGAUGCUCCUCUUUGAAUAACCUUAAUCUCUCCAAUAACCGUUUCUCCGGUGUCCCGGAUUUCGCUUCCGGGAUUUGGUCGUUGAAAAGGCUUCGGGCUUUGGAUCUUUCCAACAAUAAACUCUCUGGGUCUGUGCCGGAAGGGAUAUCGGCCCUACAUAACUUGAAAGAGCUCCUAUUACAGGGAAAUCACUUCUCAGGAACCCUACCGGCUGAUGUAGGACUAUGCACGCACUUGCGUAGGUUGGAUUUCGGUGAUAAUUAUUUUGCCGGAGCUCUGCCAGAUUCACUGCAAAGGCUAAAUUCUUUGACCCUUUUCAGAGUAUCAAAUAACAUGUUAACUGGUGAUUUCCCUGCGUGGAUUGGUAACAUGAGCAGCCUGGAAUACAUAGACUUCUCAAGCAAUGCUUUCACAGGAAGCCUCCCAUCAUCAAUCGGUGUCCUGAAAUCACUCAACCAUUUGAGUUUGUCUGAUAACAAAUUCAGUGGAAACAUCCCAAUGUCACUGGUUUAUUGCACGGAGUUAUCCGUUGUUCAGUUGAGAGGUAACAGCUUUGAUGGAAGCAUACCGGAGAGUUUGUUCGAUCUGGGAUUGGAGGAAGUAGACUUUUCAUAUAACGGAUUGGGCGGCUCGAUCCCACACGGUUCAAGUAGGCUCUUCCAAUCUCUCCACAGAAUGGAUCUGUCGAUGAACAAUCUUACAGGACGUAUUCCUGCAGAACUGGGUCUUUUCUCCAACUUGAGAUACUUGAAUCUAUCAUGGAACAAUCUCCAGUCGACAGUGCCGCCGGAAAUCGGGUUCUUUCAGAACUUAACCGUCCUGGAUCUUCGUAACAGUGGUUUGUACGGUUCGAUCCCAGGAGACAUAUGUGAUUCAGGAAGUUUGGGAAUUCUUCAGUUAGAUGGAAAUGCAUUGAUGGGCUCCAUUCCAGAAGAGAUUGGGAACUGUACAUCUCUCUACUUACUGAGCAUCUCCCACAAUAAUUUGAGUGGUUCAAUUCCCAAGUCCAUUUCUAAGUUAUGGAAGCUGAAGAUUUUAAAACUGGAGUUGAAUGAACUGAGCGGGGAGAUACCCCAAGAACUUGGAAGAUUGGAAAAUCUUCUUGCUGUAAAUAUAUCUUAUAACAGGCUGGUAGGCAGGCUUCCUGAUGGGGGUAUAUUUCAAACCCUGGAUGAAAGUUCCUUGCAGGGAAACUUGGGCAUUUGCUCACCCUUGUUGAAGGGACCAUGUACGAUGAAUGUUCCCAAGCCUCUAGUUCUUGACCCCAAUGCCUACAAGAAUCAAAUGGGUGGUGAUCAUAAACAAAGAAACAGAUUUCCCAGGUCCACAGAAGGCGGCCAUGACCACAGUUUCCUAAGUGUUUCUGCAAUUGUAGCUAUUUCUGCAGCAAUAUCUAUCGCAUUUGGUGUGAUUGUCAUCACUCUACUCAAUGUUUCAGCUCGGAGGAGGCUCACAUUUGUCGACAACGCCUUGGAAAGCACUUGCUCAAGCUCUUCACGAUCAGGAAGUCCACCCACAGGGAAGCUGAUUCUGUUUGAUUCAAGUUCACCCCCGCCAGAUUGGAUUGGAAAUCCUGAAUCUCUACUUAGCAAGUCCUGUGAGAUUGGUGAAGGAGUGUUUGGAACAGUUUACAAGGCUUCAUUGGGAGCACAAGGAUUAAGAAUGGUAGCAAUUAAAAAGCUUGUCACAUCAAAUACCAUUCAAUAUCCUGAAGAUUUUGAUAGGGAAGUUAAAAUCUUAGGAAAAGCAAAGCACCCUAAUCUGAUAGAACUGAAGGGAUACUUCUGGACCCCUCAAACACAGCUUCUGGUAUCUGAGUAUGCAGCCAAUGGCAGCUUACAAGCAAAACUCCAUGAAAGGCUUCCUUCGGUCCCCCCUCUUUCUUGGGCCAUUAGAUUCAAAAUCCUCCUUGGAACAGCAAAGGGACUUGCCCACUUGCACCAUUCCUUCCGUCCACCCAUCAUUCACUACAACAUAAAACCCAGCAACAUCUUGCUUGAUGAGAAUCACAACCCAAAGAUUUCAGAUUUUGGGCUGGCAAUGCUUCUAACAAAGCUGGGCAAGCACAUAAUAAGCAACAGAUUUCAGAGCGCGCUUGGUUAUGUGGCGCCAGAAUUAGCAUGCCAGAGCUUAAGGGUGAACGAAAAAUGUGAUGUUUAUGGGUUUGGCGUGAUGAUCCUUGAGCUUGUGACCGGUCGACGGCCAGUGGAAUAUGGAGAAGACAAUGUUGUGAUAUUGAGCGACCACGUGAGGGUUUCUCUGGAGCAAGGGAAUGUGUUGGAUUGUGUUGAUCCAAGCAUGAGCGAGUACCCGGAGGAUGAAGUCUUGCCGGUUCUCAAGCUGGCUCUGGUUUGCACCACUCAGAUACCUUCCAGCCGGCCGUCAAUGGCAGAAGUGGUGCAAAUACUUCAGGUCAUUCAGACCCCAGUUCCACAGAGAAUGGGAAUAUACUAAUAACAUGCAUGCAUGCAUGCAUGCAUUCAAGCAAUAUUAAUCUGACUGCUCUUGACUUGCUUCAACAACAAACAGAUAAUUUGCUUAUUGCUUUUGAAAAAGUCUUUCCUAUUUCUCUUCUUUUGAUUGGUCA